AUGACAGAGACUGCGGCCUUUGAAAUGAUGAUCGCCAGGGGAUUAGACGAGUCCAUCUUCAUCCACCAGCCUUUGGUGUACUGUCACUUUGCUCUGGGAGUGGGAGAGCCGCGCUACCAUCAGGCUUCAGACUGGGAGAAACUCCAGAAGACGCUGGCUGAUGCUUUGGAGCAUUAUAAUGAGCUGAAUGCCGUUAUGGACCUGGUACUGUUUGAAGAAGCCAUCCAGCAUGUGUGUCGCAUCAGUCGUAUCCUGGAGGCCCCUUAUGGUAACGCCCUGCUGGUGGGGGUCGGGGGCAGCGGGAAGCAGAGUCUUUGUCGGCUGGCUGCUUUCCUCAGCUCACUGGAAGUUUUCCAAAUCACUCUUCGUAAAGGUUAUGGAAUCAAUGACCUCAAGAGUGAUAUAGCAGCAUUGUAUAUAAAGGUGGGGGUGAAGAACAUUGGGACAGUGUUCCUGCAUACAGACGCCCAGAUUCCAGACGAACGCUUCCUGGUGCUCAUCAACGAUAUGCUGGCCUCAGGGGAUAUUCCAGACCUGUUCAGUGAUGAAGAGGUGGACAUGAUUGUGACCUCCAUCCGGAUGGAGCUGAGAGGAUUAGGACUCAUAGAUAGCAGAGACAACUGCUGGAGCUUCUUUAUUGAGAGGAUCCGAAGACAGCUCAAGGUUGUCUUGUGUUUCUCCCCAGUCGGGUUCACAUUGAGGACGCGUGCAAGGAAGUUUCCGGCUCUGGUGAAUUGUACAGCCAUAGACUGGUUUCACUCCUGGCCUCAGCUCGCCCUGCAGUCUGUCAGCACUACUUUCAUCGAGAAGAUACCUGGACUGGAGCCAAAUGUGCGGGCGUCUAUCAGUGAGUUCAUCUCCUACGCCCACACCAGUGUCAAUGAGGUGAGUGUAAAGUACCAGCAGAGUGAGAAACACUUUAACUACACCACCCCGAAGAGUUUCCUUGAGUUCAUGAAACUGUACGGCAACCUGCUGGGGAAAAAACGCACAGAGCUGACCCAGAAGAUGGAGCGGUUAGAAAACGGCCUGCAGAAACUUCAGACGACUGCCUCACAGGUAGAAGAUCUGAAAGCCAAGCUAGCAGUGCAGGAGGUGGAGCUGUGGCAGAGGAACUCGGACAUAGAGGCUCUCUUGGAUCAAAUAGGACAACAGACAGACAGGCUCAACCAAGAGAGAGCUGUGGCAGAUGCAGAGGAGCAAAGGGUGGCAGCAAUCCAAGCUAAAGUGACCAAACAGCAACAGGAGACUGAGGACGACCUGGCAAAGGCUGAACCAGCCCUACAGGCAGCCAAUUCAGCCCUCAAUACAUUAAACAGGUUGAACCUGACGGAGCUGAGGACGUUCCCCAACCCUCCAGCUAUUGUCACUAACGUCUCGGCAGCUGUUUUGGUGCUACUGUCUCCCCAAGGCCGAAUCCCCAAAGAUCGCAGCUGGAAGGCUUCCAAGAUGGUCAUGAGCAAGGUGGAUGACUUCCUGCAGGCUCUGGUGAACUUUGACAAAGAGCACAUCCCCGAGGCCACGGUGAGGUGCGUGAGAGACGAGCACCUCAGUGACCCCGAGUUCAACCCCGAGUUUGUACGACAGAAAUCCUCUGCUGCUGCAGGGCUCUGUGCCUGGGUGAUCAACAUCACUCGCUUCCACGAGGUAUCUUGUGAGGUAGAGAUGAAGAGGAUGUGUUUGUCUCAGGCCAACGCUGAUCUGACUGAAGCUGCUGAGAAACUAGAGGCUAUCAGGAAAAAGCUUGCUGAGCUGGACAGCAGCCUGGAAACUCUGACAACAGCAUUUGAGAAAGCCACUUCAGAGAAAUUGCGCUUUCAGGAAGAGGUCAAUCGCACCAACAAGACAAUAGAACUAGCCAAUCGGCUUGUCAAAGGACUGGAGAGUGAGAAUGUGCGCUGGGCCCACUCAGUGGCUCAGUACCACGAGCAGGAGGAAACACUAAGCGGCGACCUCCUCCUCACCGCGGCCUUCAUCUCCUACGCCGGAUCCUUCUCCAAGAAGUACAGGAGAGAGCUUCUGGACAACCUCUGGGUGCCCUUCCUGCGCAGCCAGAAGAUGCCCAUCCCCAUGACAGAGGGCCUGGAUCCAGUGUUGAUGCUGACUGACGGGGCGAUGGUGGCCCAGUGGAACAAUGAAGGCUUACCAGGAGACAAAAUGUCAACUCAGAAUGCAACCAUCCUCACAAACUGUGAGCGCUGGCCUCUCCUCAUUGACCCUCAGCUGCAAGGCAUCAAGUGGAUCAAGAGCCGCUACGGCAGCAGCCUGAAAGUCGUCAGUCUGGGGCAGACAGGAUAUGUAGAUGUGAUAGAGCAGGCUGUGGUGGCAGGACACACUGUCCUCAUAGAGAACCUGGAGGAGACCAUCGACCCUGUUAUUGACCCCCUGCUGGGACGACACACCAUCAAGAAGGGAAGCUGUAUAAAGGUUGGGGACAAGGAGUGUUUCUUCAACCCAGGCUUUAGACUGAUCCUCCACACCAAGCUGGCCAACCCUCACUACAAACCAGAGAUUCAAGCACAGACCACCCUCAUCAAUUUCACUGUGACCAGAGACGGACUAGAGGACCAGCUCCUGGCCCAGGUGGUGAACCAGGAGAGACCCGACCUCGAGCACCUGAAGAGCAACCUGACCAAACAGCAGAACAUGUUCAAGAUUGAGCUGAAGCUCCUGGAGGACGAGCUGCUGACCCGGCUGUCCGCUGCAGAGAGUAACUUCCUGGGGGACAACGUGCUGGUGGAGAAGCUCGAGACCACCAAGCACACCGCUGCUGAGAUUGAGAUGAAGGUUGUGGAAGCUAAAGUCAACGAGGUGAAGAUAAACGAAGCCAGAGAACACUAUCGGCUCGUUGCUGUCCGAGCUUCUCUGCUCUACUUCAUCAUGAACGACCUUAACAAGAUCAACCCCAUAUACCAGUUCAGCCUCAAGGCCUUUAACGUGGUUUUCCACAAAGCGGUGGCACUAGCAGAGGCCUGUGAGGAUGUGAAGAGCAGAGUAAACAUACUCAUAGACCUUGUUACUUACUCCACCUUCAACUACAUCAGCAGGGGACUAUUUGAGAGAGACAAGCUCACCUUUACUGCACAGCUGGCUUUCCAGUUGCUGCUGAUGAGCAAGGAGAUAGAUGUGCGAGAGCUAGACUUCCUGCUACGUUUUAACAUCGACCACCACUACAUCAGCCCCCUGGACUUCCUCUCCAACUCAGCGUGGAGUGCUAUCAAAGUGAUGAGUUUCACAGAUGAGUUUCGCGGUCUAGAUCGGGACAUUGAGGGCUCUCCUAAACGCUGGAAGAAGAUGGUGGAGUCUGAGUGUCCAGAGAAAGAGAAGUUUCCUCAGGAGUGGAAAGGGAAAAGCUCCCUGCAGAAACUCAUCAUGAUGAGAGCCCUGAGACCUGAUCGCAUGACCUAUGCUCUGAAGAACUUUGUGGAGGAGAAGCUCGGGGUGAAGUACACAGAGGGCCGGAAGACUGAAUUUGCAAAGUCCUUCAGAGAAAGUGGACCAGCCUCACCUGUGUUCUUCAUCCUCUCCCCCGGAGUGGACCCUCUUAAAGAUGUGGAAUCACUGGGAAGGAAGCUGGGUUUCACCAUCGACCUUGGGAAGCUUCACAACGUGUCCUUGGGUCAGGGCCAGGAAGCUGUGGCUGAGGUUGCCAUGGAGAAGGCUGCCAAGGAGGGUCACUGGGUUAUCUUGCAGAACAUCCACCUGGUUGCCCGCUGGCUGGGCUCCCUGGAGAAGCUGCUGGAGCGCUGCUGUGAAGGCAGCCACCCGGACUACAGGGUGUUUAUGAGCGCUGAGCCGGCCCCCACCCCCCAGGAACACAUUAUCCCACAGGGAAUCCUGGAAAACGCUAUCAAGAUCACCAAUGAACCGCCUACAGGCAUGCAUGCUAAUUUGCAUGCUGCUCUGGAUAAUUUUGACCAGGUAAGCGUGGAAGUAACACAGAGAGAAGAGGAUGGUCUUAAACUCCUGCUCACGGCUGCACUGGUCCAGGAUGUCCUAUAAAGAGACCCAUGAUUUAAAGGUCCCCUAUUAUACUGUAGGAAGUUUGGUCCUCAGGGCUGGAACAGGAAGUAUCCCUUCAACACUGGAGACCUGACGAUAUCAGUUAACGUCCUCUACAACUACCUGGAGGCCAAUGCACAGGUGCCAUGGGAGGACCUGAGGUACCUGUUUGGGGAGAUCAUGUAUGGUGGACACAUCACUGACGACUGGGACAGACGGCUCUGCAGGACAUACCUGGAGGAAUACAUGCAGCCCAACCAGUUUGACCGGAAGCUUUCUUUGGCUCCUGGCUUUGUCGUCCCCUCCAACCUGGAUUACCAGGGCUACCAUGAUUUUAUAGAUGAGAUGCUGCCACAUGAGAGCCCGGUGCAUUAUGGGUUGCACCCCAAUGCAGAGAUUGAGUUCCUGACAGUGACGUCCGAUAACCUUUUCCACACUCUGCUGGAGUUGCAGUCUCCUGACGCUGUGAUGGGGGAGGGGGUCUCGCAGACCCUGGAGGAGAAGGUGAAAACCAUUUUAGAUGAGGUGCUGGAGAAACUUCCAGAGGAGUACAACAUGUCGGACAUCACCUCUAAAACAGCUGAACGCUCCCCGUACAUCCUGGUCUGCUUCCAGGAGUGUGAGCGCAUGAACACACUCAUCUCUGAGAUACGCCGCUCUCUCAAGGAGCUCGACCUGGGACUCAAGGGUGAACUGGCCAUUUCCUCUGAGAUGGAGAAGCUGCAAACAGCCUUGUUCUUUGACGACGUCCCCGAUACCUGGACCAAGCUGGCCUACCCCUCCACCUACAGCCUGGCUAUAUGGUACAAUGAUGUGUUGCAGCGCUGUAAGGAGCUGGACAGUUGGACUCAGGAUUUGUCUCUGCCGAGUGUUGUCUGGCUGUCUGGACUUUUCAACCCACAAUCCUUCCUCACUGCGGUGAUGCAGACUCUGGCACGUAAGAACGAGUGGCCCCUGGAUAAAGUGAACCUGACAGUGGAUGUGACAAAGAAAUUUAAGGAAGAGUUUAACCAACCUGCCAGGGAGGGUGCAUACGUAUAUGGACUUUACAUGGAAGGUGCGAGAUGGGACACCCAGGCGGGGGUGAUCACUGAGGCCCGUCUAAAGGAACUGACCCCAGGCAUGCCCGUCAUCUCGGUCCGAGCGGUGCCCAACGACCGCCAGGAGACCAGGAACAUCUACGAGUGCCCGGUCUACAAAACCAAGAUCAGAGGACCCACAUAUGUUUGGACCUUCAGCCUCAAGACCAGGGAGAGGCCCGCAAAGUGGGUGCUGGCAGGAGUGGCUCUGCUGCUCAGUGUGUGAGGGGGGGACAGGGGUCCACAUUCAGAAGUUGAAAGGGAUUUUAGUUUAUAGGAAAAGGUAUC
Notothenia coriiceps (black rockcod) is the source of this 5369-nucleotide messenger RNA. RefSeq names its product dynein heavy chain 11, axonemal-like. Gene Ontology annotation, molecular function: dynein intermediate chain binding; dynein light intermediate chain binding; minus-end-directed microtubule motor activity. The transcript is spliced from 38 exons. Gene Ontology annotation, cellular component: dynein complex. Gene Ontology annotation, biological process: microtubule-based movement. NCBI's taxonomy places the organism in Eukaryota, Metazoa, Chordata, Actinopteri, Perciformes, Nototheniidae. The record is from RefSeq and is a predicted model, not a curated record.